Messenger RNA from Biomphalaria glabrata, 2366 nucleotides. RefSeq lists its product as uncharacterized. The coding region runs from base 206 to 724 and encodes 172 amino acids. Gene Ontology annotation, molecular function: protein binding. The record is from RefSeq and is a predicted model, not a curated record. The transcript is spliced from 4 exons. NCBI's taxonomy places the organism in Eukaryota, Metazoa, Mollusca, Gastropoda, Planorbidae.
GGCUCAAGACUGCACCGUGUGGUGUCAAUGUGUAUUUUAGUAUCGGGUCUUUAAUAAAUGAUAAGUACAAGUUGACGGUGUCACCGAUUCGUCAGCAGAUUGAAAUUUUUUUUUUUUGGCAUCUCUCCAAGUAAAAGUUUUGUCAAUGUGUGUCUAUAUCCUGGGAUCAUGUUCACCAAUAGUGGUCACCUGAAGUAAGGCAAAGAUGUAUACAUUUAACCAGAGUAUGGCUUGGUGGUGGAUAAUUUUCACCUUAGGAGCAGCCUCAAUGGAGACAUGCCCUGAAGGGACAUUCACUGUCCCAUCAGACGAUUUUUGCCAGCCGUGCACUGUGUGCUCUGAGCUUGGUCAGUAUGAAACGCAACCUUGCGAGCCUGAAAACGACGCGAUUUGCUGCCCCAUGGCCAGUAUGAUCCUGGCGAAACAAGAUGAUGCCCAGGGCCAGUGUGAGCACGAGUCUUCUCAAAAAGGCUUUUGUUGCUAUCUGCUUUCACAAGUGACCAACAGCGCUGUCUUAGACACAACACACGCAACUGUAGACCCUGAUGUAGUAGAAAAUACAGUGACCACAAAGACCACAGAGACCAUACGGACCACAGAGAAAAGUACAACUUCCAGUUCAUUCUGGAGUACAGUGUUGAAAAUUCUUUAUGUACUGGCGCCCUUUGCACUAAUAGGACUUUCUUACUGGAUCGUACACAUUUCAUCUGCAGGAAAUAAUUGAAUCCAGACUACAUUCUACAUUAUAACCUAAAAUGAAACUUUUGACAUUUACAGCUAGUAGCAGCGCUUUAAUAUACAGGGCCGGCUUUACUAUUAUGGAGCCUAAUUGAAUGGAUGCUUUAUUAUAGACCUAUAUUCAACUUGUUUUUCUUACAAUUAUUUCUAUUAAUUAGAUCAAUAAAUCAAGAUUUGUUAUACAACAUGCAUAGGAACUCAACUCAAGAAAACAUUAAGAAACUGGAACAGACACAAAAUAGAGCAGUGAGAUUCAUAACAAACGAAUAUUCACAUUUGACUAGAGUAACACCUUUAGUUAAAUCACUAAAUUUAGAAAGCCUUCAAGACAGAAGACUCGAAAGUAAAGUAGCAAUUAUACAUAAAACACUGAAUCAUAAUCUUUAAAUACAAAAACAAAAUUUAAUAAAAUACUCUGAAAGACAAAAGAUAAAGGUACAUUCCUCAUCCCAUAUGCUAGGACAAAUUUGUACAAAUACUCAUUCUUCCCUAGUGCUAUUAGAGCAUGGAAUGGGUUGCCUGAGCUAGCCAGGAAAACCAGUGACUUGGCAGAAUUUAAGUCAUUGGUUAAUAUGCAUGACUGAAUGCAGAACGCAAUCAUCUUCUUUUUUGAAGUAACGUCUGUAUUAUAUAAGAUAAGAUAAGAAUAUUUUUUUAACUGCAGGAACAUCAAGAACACCCUUUUAUAGUCUUAAGACUUAUUAUUGAGAUCUAUUAAGUCUAAAUCAACAGCUAGGCCUAUAUGGAUCUAAAAGCAUUAGGGUAACCAACUCUAGAAAAAAAAAACUUAAUCCACACCCUCUCUGACCAUAAAGUAAAUAGACUGUGUCCAACUGAUUUUAACAAUGGUCAGCUAGACAUACACAUGACCACAUGUAGGCCUAGUGUACUGUACGUGUGUAGUCGAUAAUACUGUAAGACUACCCUGCAUUAAGCGUUAUACAAUAGUGUUUGCUUUAAUGUGGAGAGGUCAGACAAGAAAAUAACACACUGGCGUGGCUAGUCAAGCAUGUUCGUAGAUAUAUCUUUACACUAAAAUAGUUAUACACCCUCCCUGCCCAGAAAGUAAAUAGACAGUGUGUCCAACUGAUAUUAACAAUCUGGCCAGAUAGACGUACACGUGUAGGUCUAUAUAGUGUACUGAGUGUGCAGUCCAUAAUGACAAGAUCACCCAGUUUUUUUUUCCUUGCACGUUUAACGGUUAUACAAUAGUGUUAGUUGUAUUUUUAGUGGUCAGACAAGUAAAAUAGCACAUCGGCAGGGUUAGUCCAGCAUGUAUUUUACACUAUAAAAUAGUUAUACUGGUCAAAUGUUUUUUAAAACUCCAACGAUUUCGUUUCUAUUUCUUUGGAUACUAGAUCUAAAUUUUAAAUUCUAAAUAUAUAUUAUUUAAUGAGAUUUUAAACUUUACCAGUGUCAGGUUCUUGUGUUCUUGUAUUUAUCAAAUUAUUAUUAUAUAUUUCAAAUGCGAAUAUGUAUUAAUAUUAAAUAUUAUUUCAAUUUGUAUUAUUGUUAUUAUUUUCUGAACUUAUAAUAUUUUGGCUCAAGUUCAGCCUGACAAGCACAUCACACACAUAUAGUUGUAGAUAAACUAAUAAACUACGUGUAUGAUGUAAAUAACAAUACAA